This is a messenger RNA of Drosophila ficusphila, 1911 nucleotides long. RefSeq lists its product as uncharacterized. The record is from RefSeq and is a predicted model, not a curated record. Lineage: Eukaryota; Metazoa; Arthropoda; Insecta; Diptera; Drosophilidae. The coding region runs from base 1 to 1911 and encodes 636 amino acids. The transcript has 3 exons.
AUGCGGCUCGCAAUCCUUUGGCUGUUUUCCGGCUGCCUUCUGCCAGGGAUUUUGGUUCGGGGUCAGGAACAAAAACAUGGAAAGGAGCUUCUCAUCGCGCAGAUGGGAAAUCCAAAAGAUGAGCACCACACCGGACUUCUGGCGAACGCCACUAGUUAUCUGAUAAACAGCUACAUCGCCAGGAGGAUCAACACGCUGGUAGUCCGCCAGGCCUGCGAUGAGUGUCAUUAUGAGAUGGUCCACCGGCAGCAACUGCUCAUCGACCAGGUCCUGCAGAGCAUCGCCCCCAAUCUCAGUGUCCUGCUGCCCGAGGAGAAGCCGGAGCAGACCACCUGGGACUACACACUAUUGGUGGUCAACAACCACACCGCCUUUGAGGUUCAGUUCUUCUACUUCCCCGACGAGUGGAUGGAGCGCGAGUUCUUCUGCAUAGUUGUGGUGACCGAGCUGCAGAAGCCCGAGGCCGUGGAGGCGACCGUCAGGAAAGUUGUGAGCCUCAAUCUUCGACUGGGAUUCCUCAAUGUGGUGGUGGUGGCCCAAAUGGAGAACGGAACGGUGGCCACCUACGGCUACAAGCUCUUCAAGGCCAACUGCUCGCCGGGAAUCAGGGUGCGGCAGAUUGGCCACUUCGACGGGAUGACCGGACAGCCGCUGGAGGAAAUGACCGAGCUGUAUCCCGUGCGACAUGGCCACCUGGGCGACUGUGUGCUGAAGGUGGGUGCCAACCACCUGCCGCCGCACUUCAUCUACAAGCGGAAGAAGAAUCCCCUGCCCAGCAACGUGUCCAUUCCCGCCGAGGAUGUCGCUGGGAUCGACUGGGAUCUCCUCCAGCUGCUGGCCAAGGCCCUUCGCUUCAAGAUCGAGCUCUACAUGCCCCACGAACCCAGCCAGAUCUUUGGGGAGGGCAACGUCUCCGGCUGCUUUGCGCAGCUGGCGGAUAAUAGCGUUUCGAUGGCCAUCGGUGGCUUGAGUGGAUCGGACAGGCGGCGGUGGCAGUUCUCGAAGUCGACGGUUUUCCACCAGAGCCACUUUGUGAUGGUGGUCCGUAGGGAUCGGUACUUGGGUCGCUUUGGGCCGUUGAUCCUGCCCUUUCGGGGGAAAGUGUGGGGCGUUAUCAUCAUUAUCUUUCUGCUGGCGAUACUUGUUACCUGUAUUCUGAGAUUUCGAUUGGGAUUGAGCCACUCACUGGAGAACAUUGUCCUGGUGAUUGUGGGCAAUCCGGUUCCCACUCAAAGGAUGCCCGGAACGGGUUUCCCUCGCUAUCUGUUGGCCAGUUGGCUUUUACUCACUUUGGUGCUGAGGUGUGCCUACCAGGCUCGAUUGUUUAAUGUCCUUCGCCUUUCGCACCAUCGUCCUCUGCCCGGGGAUCUCAGUGGCCUAAUCGCGGAUAACUAUACUUUGAUAUCUAAUGGUUACCAUGAUUUCUAUCCCCUGGAACUCACCCGUCGCCUUGGAGAGUCCUUUUCCGCUCGAUUCGAACGGGUUCAGAGGUCACCUCCUGGCGAAAGGCUCACCACGAUCUCGCUGGUGAGCAACCUGGCCUACUGGAACCACAAGCACAGGAACACCAGCACCCUGACCUUCAUUCGCAAGCCGAUCUACUCCUACCAGCUGGUCAUCUACUUUCAGCGGAGGUCCUUCCUUCGCGCCCCCGUCAAUCGCAAGAUAAAGCAGCUCCUGAGUGCCGGGGUGAUGGCCCACAUCGAACGGAGGUAUCUGCAGCACAUGGACAAGUCGGAGGUGGCCGCCAACGAUCCCGACCUCCUGCCCCAGAUCACCAUGAAGAUAAUGGACGGCGCCUGUCGGUUCUACGUUUGGGUGAAUAUCCUGGCCACCGGGAUAUUUAUCCUGGAAUUUAUAUCGGGACACUUGGGUGGCAGACUGCGCCGCUGGAUGGAGCGGCUGCAUUAG